Staurois parvus is the source of this 353-nucleotide messenger RNA. Lineage: Eukaryota; Metazoa; Chordata; Amphibia; Anura; Ranidae. The record is from the annotation of a GenBank genome assembly.
CUGCUAGCCCCCUGUUCCUCCCCAUCGGCCCCACACUCUGCCAUCCGUGCCCCGCUUUUCACCGGUCCGCUCCUUCACUCCACACUGCUGUUGCUGCUGCCAGCUCGUAAUCUGUCAUGCGCCCCUGUACCGCCUCCUCAUGCUGCUUGCCAUCAGUCCAGAGCCUGUGUAUGGCCUUCAAUUGAAGCUGCUUCUGCUCUGCCACUCUGCCAUUGGACUCUUGAUAGUCGUCUCCCCACACUGCUGCUGGGGGACUUUUUAACAUAGGCCUCUGUAUGGCCUUCAAUUUAAGCUGCUUACGCUUCGCCACUCUGCCAUGGGCCCCUGUACCGCCUCCUCUUGCUGCUGCCAGG